This is a messenger RNA of Paramecium tetraurelia, 213 nucleotides long. RefSeq lists its product as uncharacterized. Lineage: Eukaryota; Ciliophora; Oligohymenophorea; Peniculida; Parameciidae. The record is from RefSeq and is a predicted model, not a curated record. The transcript has a single exon.
AUGGAUUUAUUCGAAAUUUAACCAGAAUCAGAUCUACAGAAAACGUUUCAUUAAUAAUUUCAUAAAAGGGUUUCAAUUUAGGAUAAUUAACACAAUUACAAAAUCUUUGGAUUCAAUAAAUGCUUUACAAAAAGUAAACUAAUUGAAACUAUAAGGAUGUAAAAGUCUAUUUAAGAAUUUUGCAAUACCAUUUCAAUAAACAGAUCAAUUUGA